This is a messenger RNA of Empidonax traillii (willow flycatcher), 663 nucleotides long. Its product is annotated as maestro heat-like repeat family member 5. The transcript has 5 exons. NCBI's taxonomy places the organism in Eukaryota, Metazoa, Chordata, Aves, Passeriformes, Tyrannidae. Gene Ontology annotation, cellular component: cytoplasm. The record is from RefSeq and is a predicted model, not a curated record. The coding region runs from base 1 to 663 and encodes 220 amino acids.
AUGGCAAUGCACCUGCUGGGGAUGCUCAGCAGUGUGGACCCUCGUUGGGAGCUGCCUGCCCUGGCCCUGCUUGUUGAGGUCCUGGACUAUCUGGAUGGGAGUAGCCGUGACAGGGUCCUGCGGAUCCUGUCAAGGAACCUGCAGAGCCAGUGCCCAGAGAGGCAGCGCCUGGCUCUGAGAGGCCUCCUGGUUCUUGCCGUGGAUCCCUCAAAGGCCAAAAGCAUUGCCAGCCAUUCUGAAAGCCUCCUGGAGCUGCUGCACCAUGCAGAUGGAGAGCUGGUCGGGAUGACGCUCUCCGUGUUCCUGACUGUGCUCCGGGGCAAAGACAUUCGGGCAAUCAUCUCCACUGCCCCCAGGCUGGCUGAAGCACUUCGGCCACUCUUUGACAAUGACAACACCCAUGUGCAGCUGCUGUCCAUUCGCCUCUUCCAAGAGGUGAUGGAGUUGCUGGCAGAAGAGGGAACACAGCCCUUGGAGACGCAGGUGCACCAGAGCCUGGUGCCACUGUUCAUCCUCGGGCAUGACGACAGCCAGAGCGUGGCAGAGGCCGCUCGCGAAGCGCUGCUUUGCUCUGCAAGGUUCCUCAAGAGAAGGGACCUGGAGAAGCUGCUGAGGAGAGAGCAGCACUUCAAAUUCUGUGAUUGCCUGGUAAGGACGAGCUGA